GCGCGCUCCCGCUCCGCUCCCGUUCUGCUCCCGCUCUUCCCGCACGCACAUUGUCCGGGCGCGGCGGCGGCACAGCGCCCCGGCGCCCCGUGCCAAUGCGGGGCGGGCGCGGCACGCCGGGGGCGCCUCCACCACCGCGGUGGAAACUUCCCCUCGCCGCCGGGCCGACGCGCGGCUGAAACCCCCGGCGGGGAGGAGCGGAGCGGGGUUUCGCCCGCCUGGGGGUGCGCCUCGUCUAGUUUGGGGUUUUUUCCUACGUUGGAAGGGCAAAAGCGAAUAAUACUGUUGCCCGGCUUUAAACUUCCGCGCCGCGCUCUCCGGGACGCGCAUCCCGCCCGGCGGGGCGGACGAGCCGGGGGACUUGAACCAUUCCCAGAGGAGAGGACCCUCUGCUCAUUAGCCAUCCAGAGGGUGGUGGUGCUCCUGGAAGUCCUGAGCUGGGGUCAGCUGGAAGAUGACUGAAUACAAGCUGGUGGUGGUGGGAGCAGGUGGUGUUGGGAAGAGUGCUUUGACGAUCCAGCUCAUUCAGAACCAUUUUGUUGAUGAGUAUGACCCCACGAUAGAGGAUUCCUAUAGAAAGCAAGUAGUCAUCGAUGGAGAGACCUGUUUGUUAGACAUCUUGGACACUGCAGGGCAGGAGGAGUACAGUGCCAUGAGAGACCAGUACAUGAGAACAGGGGAAGGAUUCCUGUGUGUCUUUGCCAUCAACAACACCAAGUCCUUUGAAGAUAUUCACCAGUACAGAGAGCAGAUCAAGAGGGUGAAAGACUCAGAUGAUGUUCCCAUGGUGCUGGUGGGGAAUAAAUGUGACCUUCCUGCCCGGACAGUGGAGACCCGGCAAGCACAGGACCUGGCCCGGAGCUAUGGGAUCCCCUACAUAGAAACCUCUGCCAAAACCAGACAGGGCGUUGAGGAUGCUUUCUACACCUUGGUGCGGGAGAUCCGGCAGCAUAAGCUGCGCAAGCUGAAUCCCCCGGAUGAGAGCGGCCCCGGCUGCAUGAACUGUAAAUGUGUGGUAUCGUGACUAUGCUGUCUGGACCGUGUCUUGGUGAGGUUCCCACUGUGCAGUGCGCAAGGAAAGAGGUGAAGCAAAGGAAGAAGCAAACGGAUUCAGAGGAGCGUGGAGGGGGGAGAAGAGGAGGAAGAAGAGGACAGGGGGAGCACGAGGCCCUCCAAGGACUAUCUCACACUUCAUCCAAGGCUGCGGCAAACAACUUUUUUUUUUUAUCCCCAUCCCCUCAUCCCUUGGCCUCCUCCCACCCCGGCAACUGUACAAAGCCACAGAUUGAAUCACAGUAAAUUAUUAUUUGAUCGUCUCAACAAAUCACCUUGAUGGCUGUGUCCUCCUUCCAGAGGCUGCAGGUGCUGCUGGUGCUCCAGAAGGAUCGCUGGUGGGAUUGCAGGGAGGAAAGGGUGCUGAGAUUUGCUCUCCACAGACCAAGGUCAUGGUGUAGAUCAUGGAGAUGAUUGAGGUGCGAGAGACAAGCUCUCAGGGCAAGACAGCUUGUCUCUGUCUCCAGCAAGUCUUUGUUUUGUCCUCCCCAGCCCACCUGAAACUCUGCUGGUCCCAAGUUUUGGGAGGGUGGAAGAGUGCAACCAGUUCAAGCCUGUCCUUGGGACUCCCCUUGAGUGCUUUGCUUUCAGCCUAGUCCUUGUGGGAUUUGUGGCCUCAGAUGCAAUGCCUGGAAGGGAAGAAGCAUCAGGGAGGAGAUUCAAGAGCUGGGUUCAGCUCAGCAGUUUGUUGCUUCCCUGAUUCCCUUCCUGACAGCAAUUUUGUGGCACAAGACUUCCACCAUGUGUUGUCCUCUAGAGGUAGAACUUCUUUGUACCUUCCAGCCCUAGCUAUGGCAACACCUGUAUAGCAUGUACACCUUGGGCUGCUCCAGUAUGUACAGGUAAACAAAUCCUUGUCUGCUCUGUGCAUGGCUUCCUUACUGGUGAGCAUGUUGAGAAGGGCUCUCCUGCACUGCAGAAGCUGUCUGGCUGCUCAGUAACUAAGACUAAAGGAUUCAGGCUUCCAGUCUUGGGGUUUAGAGUGGGUAAGAGUGUUUUGGAUAAGGGCUAAUCUCUUUGGAACCCUAUCUUUGCUCAGCUCUGUUCCUUUGGGGUUUUUGCCUGAGGUGUGAUCUAUGUGCCUUUCACUUGCAGCCCCAAGACAAGGCAUUGCACUCAGUGCAGUGGGUGGCUUGGUAUUCAUCAUCUUUCCCUCUUCCAAGCUAUUGCACAGGCUAAUUUAGCUGGCAUCCAGAACUAGGAGCAUCAAAGGGGGAAGGCGAUCCAGCAGAGUGUGGCAGGGAGCUGUUCUGCAUGGGCUAGCCCAGGCCUGAAGGUGCUGGAUUUGGCAGCCAAGGUUGGUCUGGGUUUGAAGCGGUGAGGGUGGUGUGUGAGUCACAUGCCUCAUGUGGCAAAAUCAGUACAGAAAUCCUGGUCACCCCCAGCACAAAGCCACAGUCCACCCAGGCCUUCCCAGCAUCCAUGCAAGCAACCUCCCAUCCCACUCCCCAUCCUCUGUUAUGCCAGGCAGAAGCAGAAUUAAAACAGCGGAAUUUAGCUCCCAUGCUCCUUGGGGGCACUGUCUUUGCUUUUGGCCUGGGCAAGAGGAGACUU
This is a messenger RNA of Cinclus cinclus, 2607 nucleotides long. It is a transcript of the gene HRAS, whose product is annotated as HRas proto-oncogene, GTPase. Gene Ontology annotation, cellular component: plasma membrane. Gene Ontology annotation, biological process: Ras protein signal transduction. Gene Ontology annotation, molecular function: GDP binding; GTP binding; GTPase activity. Lineage: Eukaryota; Metazoa; Chordata; Aves; Passeriformes; Cinclidae. The coding region runs from base 455 to 1024 and encodes 189 amino acids. The transcript is spliced from 7 exons. The record is from RefSeq and is a predicted model, not a curated record.